CUCUCUCAGACUUUCAUAUCCCACGGAUGUUUUUUCUGUAAAGCACAAGGCACCCUCACUUGCAGCCUCUCUGGGGGGAUCAUUAUAUUGAAUAUUCGCAUCGUUAAACAACUCACAUCAUUCUACCUCGACAAUGCCUUACAGUUCACCUUUCCCACCUCUAGACAUACCCAAACAAAACAUCCUUUCAUACUUAUUCCCCCUUCACAAACCUUUAUCCACAAAGCCACUAUGGAUGGACUCGAGGGACCCAUCCGUGAGUCUGUCGCAGGCGCAAAUGUUGUCUUGGAUCAAACGGUUCGCCGUCGGCCUCGACAAUCUCGGCGUCAAGGAACAACAGGCGAUCAUGGUCUUCACGCCCAACACGCUAUACGUGCCAGCCAUAUACCUCGCGAGUGCCGGGUCUAAGCGCUACUUCACGGGAGCCAACCCCAUCUAUACGGUCAGCGAGGUCGCCCAUCAGAUGAAGGCCAUCGAGGCUGCCGUCGUCCUGAUCCACCCUUCGUUACUGGAGACCGGCGUAGCUGCGGCAGAAAAAGCCAACAUCCCCAAAGACAGACUGUUCAUCUUCUCUGAAACGGAAACUUCUCCACGACUUGGUGUACAGGACUGGCGGUCGAUGCUGGCCUCGGAAGCAGAAUCACGGUCGUGGCAAUGGGACACGCUGGAGGGUAAGGCCUCCGUCAAGACGAUAGCCGCAAUCAACUUCUCCAGCGGCACCACCGGAUUGCCGAAAGGCGUGUGCAUCACGCAUCACAGCCUCGUGUCCAACGCCGCACAAUCCAUCUCUACUAAGUUUCAAGGUACUCCCUACUCGGCGGACAACCCGGGUCCCGAGCGCUGGCUUGCCUUCCUGCCCCUAUACCACGCCUACUCGCAGCUCUGGACGAUCAACAUCGCCUGCAGACUCCAGGUGCCCGUGUACGUCAUGGGCAAGUUCGUGUUCGAAGACUUCCUCGCGUGUAUCCAAAAGUACCGGAUCACGACGCUCCAACUGGUGCCACCGGUGAUCGUGAUGCUGAGCAAACGACCCGAGACCGCCAAGUACGACAUCAGCAGUCUGCGAAACAUCAUGUGCGGCGCCGCCCCUCUGAAGGCCGAGUUGCAGAACGAAGUGACGAGACGGUUCGGCAUGGUGAUCGUACAGGGAUGGGGCAUGACGGAGACGACGUGCGUCGGCAUCAUGAUGCCGGGAAACACCCAGGACUCGACCGGGAGUAUAGGUUACCUGAUCCCCAACACGGAAGCGAUGCUGGUCGACGACGACGGCAACGAGGUCACGAAGGAAGGCGAGCCGGGCGAAUUGUGGCUGAGGGGUCCUCAGAUGCUCUUGGGGUAUUGGAAGAACGAUCAAGCCACAAAGGAGAGCAAGACGGACGACGGAUGGUUCAAAACGGGAGACGUCGGAGUGUGCAGAGAGGGGAACAAGUGGUGGAUCGUCGACCGGAAGAAGGAACUUAUCAAGGUCAACGGGCUCCAGGUCGCCCCAGCCGAACUGGAGGCUGUGUUGUUGGAGCACCCCGACGUCGCCGACGCCGCCGCCGUCGGAAUCACCGUCCAUGACGAGGAACUCCCCAGGGCAUAUGUCGUUCUUCAGGACCACGCAAAGGGGAAACUCACAGAGGACGAUAUCAAAAAGUUCGUCGCUGGCAAAGUGGCCAAGCACAAGCGGCUAGAAGGAGGUGUCAAGUUCAUCGAUGAGGUGCCCAAGCUCGCGAGCGGUAAGAUUGUGAGGAAGUUGAUGAAGGAAUGGGCCAAACGUGAUGCGAAAGAGGUGGAAGGACAGGUUAGAGCUCGUUUGUAA
Molecule: messenger RNA, 1804 nt
Organism: Exophiala oligosperma
Lineage: Eukaryota; Fungi; Ascomycota; Eurotiomycetes; Chaetothyriales; Herpotrichiellaceae
Exons: 1
Coding region: 134-1804 (556 amino acids)
Biological process (GO): secondary metabolic process
Molecular function (GO): CoA-ligase activity
Source: RefSeq, a predicted model, not a curated record